Messenger RNA from Thalassophryne amazonica, 2315 nucleotides. RefSeq lists its product as uncharacterized. The transcript has 2 exons. Gene Ontology annotation, molecular function: GTP binding. The record is from RefSeq and is a predicted model, not a curated record. Lineage: Eukaryota; Metazoa; Chordata; Actinopteri; Batrachoidiformes; Batrachoididae. The coding region runs from base 97 to 1083 and encodes 328 amino acids.
GGGAACGCCCAUGAGGUCUGACCAAAUCCAAGCUUCUGACACGUAUCAGGAAUAACAACACGACAGCCAGCAGCUGAGACUGUGCAGCUUUUCAUCAUGAGUGGGAAAAUGCACUAUCAAGGGUAUGGAAGCUUUGAAAAAGAAAUAAGGAUGGUCCUAGUCGGGAAGACAGGAGUGGGAAAGAGCGCCGCAGGAAAUACCAUCUUGGGGCGAGAAGCUUUUGAGUCUGAACUGUCUCCAUCUUCUUUGACAUCUGAGUGCCAGAAAAGCAGAGGGACUGUCAAUGGUGAGAAUGUAGCUGUUAUCGACACUCCAGGGCUGUUUGACACAAAUUUUACACAACAAGAAGUGUUGAAGAAGAUCAAGAUGUGCAUCUCUCUGUCUGCUCCUGGUCCUCACGCCUUCCUGGUGGUUCUCCACCUGGGCAGGUUCACCCAGGAAGAGAAAGACACAGUUAAAAUGAUCCAACAAACCUUUGGUGGAGAUGCUGCCAAAUACUCAAUGGUGCUGUUCACACAUGGAGACCAGUUGAAGAAGCAAACGAUUGAGAGUUUUAUUGACGACAAUACUGAAUUGAAAGAAAUCAUUCGAAGUUGCUACGGCCGAUAUCACGUCUUCAACAAUGAAAUCAAAGACCCAGAACAAACCAGUCAGCUCUUGGAUAAGAUUCACAUGAUUAUCAUGGCUAAUGGUGGCGGUUACUACACCAACCAAAUGUUCAUGGAAGCAGAGGCAGCCAUCCAAAGAGAGAAAGAACGUCUGCUGAAAGAGCGAUCGGACAACCUGCAGAAAGAGCUCAAUGACCUGAGAGCCAAAUAUUCAGAUCAAGUCUAUCUUCAAAAAAAGGAGAAGGUGCAGUUUAAAUACGAGUACCAAGCCAGAACACAAGCUGAAAGGUCAAAUGAUUUUAUUGCUGCCCCAGCAAUCGCUAUAUCAACAGCUUGUGGUGCUGCUGUCGGGGGUGUGGUGGGACUUGCUGGAGGCCCAAUUGGUGUGGCAGUGGGAAUCGCAGUUGGAGCAGCUGCUGGUGCUGUCAUCGGAGCAGUAUCAGUUAAAAUAUCAGAGCAAUGUCAUGUGCAGUAAGAACUGGACACCAUAAACUGAACUGUUGGUUUAAAUUCAUCUUCAGUUGCUCUUGGAUCAACUCUUGGAGUUCAUCUACAGAAAGUCUGGCUAUCAAAAUGAAUAAUGAACAGUAAGGUGCCCUAAAAAUAAUUAAGUUAACAUGUUAAUAUGUUUGCAGGUUAAAUUUUGUAACAUUCACAAUGAAAUCAUGAGAAUGGUUAUGAUGACAGAUGAGAAUUGUAUGUUAAACUACAAUGAUAAAUAGUUAAUCCUACCUAUUUUACAAUAUAACAUGUACAUAUAUGUAUAUUCUUUAUAUAGUUUAUAUGAAAUCAAGUUUUCUUCUGGAAUUUACAAACACUGCUAGGGUUGAUUUUGUUGAAUUUGCAAAGGAAACACUGGGUAAAAAUGCCUAUUAACUUUGAAACUAUAUUUGUUCUUUGUUUUUGAUCACAUCUAUUAUGCACCAACCAAAUACAAAUCAGUUUCAUGAAACCAGAAAUAGAUGUCCUUUCGUGUCCCUUCACACAUAGUGCAAAUUUGGUCGAAUUGCGCAGGAAUCAUAUGCAAUACGUGUAAAAUUGUAGCUGCCUCCAAUGCCUCGUACACCUGUUGCUACAACUAUUUGUGUAUACCAGCAGCUGAAAGACAGUGUGCGCUGUGCGAGCCCAUUGAUCCCUGUCAUGGCAGGUGUCAGCCAAAUUCCAGCUGACACACACGAACAUCUAACACUGCUCACUUGGCACUUAGAAACAGUGAGGGGGUAUGGCCGCCAAUAGGAGCAGCUGUGGAGAUCUGUGGUUCUGGAUGUCAUGGCUGGGGAACACAUACCGUGUUAGGACGGACAUGAAAUAACAACUGCCCACUGUGACAUGCGCGUGUCUGCUUGUCAUCACGUGGACAUACAUAAAUAUAUUGCUGUGGCAAUGGGCUGCAGUGAGUGAGCGCAUGCUGCGCACAUUAACAGGCUACCCCAGGUCAAACAAACCAUCAGAUCAUGACACAGUGUGGCGAUCUGAAUGUCACAUCACCCAUGUGAGCUCUCUUCCACAUGACAUGGUGUCGGUCCUGCGGUGCGCAGUCCACAAGACAUGUGUGUCAGGCAGCACACGUGCGUGAAGCCGGCUGGACACACUGCCAGCAGAUGUGGACAUGAUAAGAGCGCCCUGCUUGUCAUUCAUGUAAUUUCAUGACUGUACAUCUGUGACCAUGGGUCAUCUACAGAGGAACAGAUGGAUCAUAUUUGUAUU